AUGCUUCUGGUGACAAGGUCAAGAAUGAGCCACUCACGAAUAAUUUGUACUUGGAGGAAUGGGACUGUUUUGCUUCGGCAUCAUUUAAAGGUUCACCCACGGUUUGUCACUGGUGUCGUUUGGCUGGACACGCAAGGUCUAAAUGUCCGGAGUUGGCGAAAACCAAAUGCUUCUCGUGUCGUGGUAGUGGACAUACCGCCAAGUUUUGCAAAAAGAAGAAUCUUGGUGUUACGAAACUGCCUGUUUUGGAUAAGAUCCCAACUAAUCUUCCCUCCCCCACCGUUGAGAGCUUCCACGUUUGAAGCAAGUGGCUCUGCAGCUUCUAAUUUUGCGACCACUGUUGCUAGUGUAUCCAUGGAGGUUGACAAUCACAUGAAUACUACCACUCCUGCUUCUUCGACGGCUGGUCCGAUGGUCGAAGUUACUAGUGGCGCUAUAAAAGUUCCUGGUGCCAAGCGCUCGGUUGUAGAAGGAAAAUCAUUUAAGAACUGUGUGGUACAAUGCAAUGGGUUUAGAUGCCGUCAGGGGUCUGUAAAUGGUAUAAAGGAUAAGAAGGUAAUCAACGAUGAUUUUAAGACGGCUAAUAAAGAGAUUCGAGUCGAGUGUGAAAAUAUGAACUUUGAGUUAAUUGUUAUAUGUAAGUAG
Messenger RNA from Mucor mucedo, 645 nucleotides. RefSeq lists its product as uncharacterized. The coding region runs from base 1 to 645 and encodes 214 amino acids. NCBI's taxonomy places the organism in Eukaryota, Fungi, Mucoromycota, Mucoromycetes, Mucorales, Mucoraceae. The transcript has 5 exons. The record is from RefSeq and is a predicted model, not a curated record.